GUUUUAUUUACUCCUAGUCACCCUGCGACUGAAAAUAUCACAAAUUCACAAUAGACAACAAAUCUAAACAUAAUCUGUGCUGCCAUGGGCGGACAUGACAAUGUCAAAUUUCUGUCAAUUUUGUUUAUUGAUUGUGAAAUGGAUUCAUAUUUUUAUUUAAAUAAUUAGCAUUAUUCGCUAUAAGAUCACCUAUUUUUGAUUGUUAUACUAUCUAAAAUAUUUACUUUUCAAUCCAAAAAUGAAUUGAACGUGUAAGAUAUGGUGGUUUAGUGAAAUUAACUAAUUUUCUCUUAUUACUUUGAAUUACAAAUUUUAUCUCCGUUGCUGAAAUUAUGGUAGAAAACGGUGCCUCCAGUGGGGGCAGUGAUAGCCCAAGCGCAACUUGUGCAAGAUCUGGGCUUUUGGAGACUUUGGUGCGUGGUGUUUGGUACCGCGUACAUUGUACACUGGAAGAUGAUUAUUUUAGUGUUUGUUUGGAUGAUGGAUACGACGCUACCACAACUCUAAACGGGACGAUUAAUAACAACAACGUUGAGACUCCAAAUAGUGAUUUCACAGAAGUUCCAGAAGCUAUUGCAAACCAGAAACGUUUAGUACAAGUAGUGAAAUCAGACAAUAAUGGUUUAGGUAUAUCAAUAAAAGGUGGAAUAGAAAACAAUAUGCCUAUAUUAAUAUCAAAAAUAUUUAAAGGAAUGGCUGCAGAUCUUACAGAACAGUUGUAUGUUGGUGAUGCAAUAUUGUCAGUCAACGGGGAAGACUUGAAAGAUGCUACACAUGAAGAAGCAGUCAAAGCUUUGAAGAGAGCUGGAAAAAUGGUCCAACUUGAAGUGAAAUAUUUGAGAGAAGUGACUCCAUACUUUCGGAAGGCGUCGAUCAUCAGUGAGGUGGGGUGGGAGCUGCAGCGCGGCUACAUGGCGGAGGCGCCGCCGUCGCCGCCGUCACCGCGCCGCCGCCGCGCCGACACGAGAUACGUGCCAUUAUUGAUGGCCUGCGUAGCCAAAAACCUUCGCCACCAUGACCCAGAGGAGCGCACGAUCGAGGUGUACUCUCCGGACGGGGUGCACGCGCUGGCGCUGCGGGCGGGGUCGGCGGGCACGGCGGCGGGCUGGCACCGCGCGCUGCACGCCGCCGCGCGCCGCGCCGCCCGCGCCGCGCUGGCCCGCGCGCGCCCGCGCCUGCGCCCGCUCGUCGGCGACGUGCGCUACGCCGGCUGGCUGGCCCGCCGCCCGCCGCAGGAUCAUAUAAGUGCAUCUGGCGGGUCAGACAGUUCCGAUGAAGCAGAAGGCUGGCAGCCGACCUUUGUGGCUAUAACGGACAGAGAGUUGAGGCUGUACGAGGCGGCGCCGUGGUCGGGCGAGGCGUGGUGCGCGCCCAGCGAGAGCUUCAGCCUGGCGGCCACGCGGCUGGCGUGGUGGCGGCGCGGCGGCGCGCAGGCGGCCGCGCUGGGCGUGCGCGCGGGCACGCCGGCCGGCCUGUGCGUGCGCGCGCUGCGCGCCGACACGCCGCACGACCUGGCCGCCGUGGCCGGCGCGCUGGUGGACGGCGCGCAUCAUGCUGUGCGCGCGCAGCCCGAGUUCACCUUCCGUGAGUAGAUGUUGC
This is a messenger RNA of Ostrinia nubilalis (European corn borer), 1599 nucleotides long. RefSeq names its product beta-1-syntrophin-like (gene Syn1). The record is from RefSeq and is a predicted model, not a curated record. Lineage: Eukaryota; Metazoa; Arthropoda; Insecta; Lepidoptera; Crambidae. The transcript is spliced from 5 exons. The coding region runs from base 333 to 1592 and encodes 419 amino acids. Gene Ontology annotation, cellular component: dystrophin-associated glycoprotein complex; intracellular anatomical structure. Gene Ontology annotation, molecular function: protein binding; structural molecule activity.